AUGUACAACAACGGUUUCGGAGGCGAGAGCAAUCCAUAUGCUCAGAACUACGCGACAGGCGGCGGAGCGAGCGGAGGCGGCUUCCUCGCUAACGGCAGUCAGUCCGACUCGCCAAGCGGAAAGGUGCGGAACGACCCCUUAUCCCGCUCAUCGCUCACCCGCUCAUCCACUCACCCGCUCAAGGCGGAGCGGAUGCGGGAAUGA
Molecule: messenger RNA, 204 nt
Organism: Moesziomyces antarcticus
Lineage: Eukaryota; Fungi; Basidiomycota; Ustilaginomycetes; Ustilaginales; Ustilaginaceae
Exons: 2
Coding region: 1-204 (67 amino acids)
Source: RefSeq, a predicted model, not a curated record